GUUUUGCCAGGACUACAAGUACAACAGCAAAAAUCUCUUCCAAAUAUUGAGCCAGAUGAACUGGAAAAUCCUUCACCAUGUAUUGGCUCUGGAAGCUUUGGGCAGUGUCGUACAUGGUACUAUCCACGGUUUGAUAUAAACAUUGUUGAGAAGAUUAUGCCAGAUUCAAAUGAGACCACGGUUUAUAAAGAAGCACUGUAUCAGCAAAUGUUUGCCCAUAGAUGUGUGCCUCAUGUUUUUGGAAUAAACAAUACAAGGAAGCCAUAUUCCUUAUUUAUGGAGUUUGUUGGAAAGGACCUUCAAUCAUUGACAAUACACAAACUGUUGUAUGACAAACAAUCCAUGGAUAUUAUGGGAAGUAUGACAGUGCCAGAUUGGUUCAGAGUCUGUUAUGACAUUGCUAAUGCAUUACAAUACAUCCAUGAAAAGGGAUUCCUCCAUUGUGAUAUCAAAACAAACAAUGUUCUUGUGUCCCAUCACAAAAAUGG
Messenger RNA from Paramuricea clavata, 488 nucleotides. Lineage: Eukaryota; Metazoa; Cnidaria; Anthozoa; Malacalcyonacea; Plexauridae. The record is from the annotation of a GenBank genome assembly.